Messenger RNA from Closterium sp. Naga37s-1, 1788 nucleotides. The record is from the annotation of a GenBank genome assembly. Lineage: Eukaryota; Viridiplantae; Streptophyta; Zygnematophyceae; Desmidiales; Closteriaceae.
AUGGGUGGCGGUUUUAGAGUUUUGCAUCUUGUCCGGCCGUUUCUGAACCUUCUGCCGGAGGUGCAGACCGCAGAUCGGAAAGUGCCGUUCAGAGAGAAGUUUCUUUACACCGCCGUUUCGCUCUUUAUCUUUUUGGUCUGCAGUCAGCUUCCCCUCUAUGGCAUCCACGCAGCCACAGGAUCAGAUCCGUUCUACUGGAUGCGUGUUAUUAUGGCGUCCAACCGGGGUACUGUCAUGGAGCUGGGAAUUACUCCCAUUGUCACAUCCAGCAUGGUGAUUCAGCUUCUUGUAGGGUCGAAGCUGAUCGAGGUGGAUAACAGCAUCAAGGAAGAUAGAGAAUUGAUCAAUGGAGCUCAGAAGCUGCUGGGAGUGCUCAUCACUGUCGGAGAAGCUGUCGCAUACGUCGUGUCGGGGAUGUACGGCGAUGUGCGCGAUCUGGGUGCGACGAAUGCGAUUCUGAUCAUCGUGCAGCUUUUCUUCGCCGGCAUCAUCAUCAUCUGCCUCGACGAGCUCCUGCAGAAGGGAUACGGCCUUGGAUCUGGAAUUUCUCUCUUCAUCGCUACGAACAUCUGUGAAAGCAUCAUCUGGAAGGCAUUCAGCCCAACGACCAUCAACGCUGGCCGUGGCGCAGAGUUCGAGGGAGCCGUGAUCGCUCUCUUCCACCUGCUCAUCACCCGGACCGACAAAGUCCGCGCGCUCAAGGAGGCCUUUUACCGGCAGAACCUGCCGAAUGUCACCAACCUCCUAGCCACCGUGCUCGUCUUCCUCAUCGUGAUCUAUUUCCAGGGCUUCCGCGUUGUGCUCCCUGUUCGCUCUAAGAGCGCUAGGGGACAGCAGGGCUCGUACCCCAUCAAGCUCUUUUACACCUCAAACAUGCCCAUUAUUCUGCAGUCGGCUCUCGUAUCCAACCUGUAUUUCAUCUCGCAGCUGCUUUAUCGGAGGUAUGGCGGUUUCAUCCUGGUGCGCCUUCUUGGUGUGUGGGCCGAAUCGGAAUAUUCGAGUUCAGGCCAGCUCAUUCCUGUCGGCGGACUUGUCUAUUACAUGACCCCUCCCGCGAGCUUGGCGGACAUUGCGGUGCAUCCGUUCCACGCCCUCUUCUACGUUACCUUCAUGCUCUCCGCCUGCGCGCUCUUCUCCAAGACGUGGAUCGAGGUCUCCGGGUCGUCUGCGCGCGACGUGGCGAAGCAACUCAAGGAGCAACAAAUGGUGAUGCCUGGUCAUCGCGAAUCCAACCUGCAGAAGGAGCUCAACCGUUACAUUCCCACGGCCGCUGCGUUUGGUGGGAUGUGCAUCGGUGCGCUGACCGUUGUUGCCGACUUCAUGGGUGCCAUUGGCUCUGGCACUGGAAUUCUCCUUGCCGUGACCAUCAUCUAUCAGUACUUCGAGAUGUUUGACAAGGAGAGGGCCACUGAGCUUGGCCUGUUUGGCGUCGCCGGGCUCGCAGCUGCAUGGCGACUGAGCAAGCAGGGAGUACAGGUGACGGUGUUGGAGAAAGACUCGCACAUUGGCGGCCAUGCCUUCACGUAUCGCACAGAAGAUGGCGUUGACGUGGACCUCGGAUUCAUGGUCUUCAACUCGGUCACCUACCCCAACAUGCUCUCCUUCUUCGAGGAACUAGAGGUGGCAAUAGAGCCCUCCGACAUGUCCUUUUCUGUCUCAGUACCUCGAUGCGAGUGGGGCAGCUAUGGCCUCUCCGGCCUCUUUGCUUCGCGCCGCAAUGCCUUCCGGCCCUCCUUCUGGCUCAUGCUGCGCGAGAUGACUGUUUUCCAUCAAGACGUGCUCAAGUGA